CCCUUUUGGACUUCCAAUCUGGCGGCAACAAUUCAACAAUCACAUGGGCAACAACAAAAUCAAAGACUUGCACGAAAUCGUAAAUGCAUCAUGGACGUGACUUUUCCCUUCCCGUUCCCACCCUAUGAUAUCCAGAAGGCGUUUAUGCGUCAACUGUAUCAAGUGUUGGAUCAAGGGGGAUUCGGUAUUUUUGAAAGCCCCACGGGCACGGGUAAAUCUAUGAGUCUCAUUUGCGGUGCACUCACAUGGUUCAAUCAAACCGAAAGUCACAGGAAAGAUUUGCUCGUCCAGCGGAUAAAGCAAAUCCAUCAGGAUCUCGAUCUGGUUCAAGGAGAAGACGAGCACGAGGAGGAUUGGAUCACGGUGGAAACGCGGAAACGGGAACGGCAAAAUGACCUCCGUUGGCUCAAAAUGGAGUUGGAAGCCAUUGAGGCUAAGGAAGAGAAAAUUCGCGAACUCAAACGUCGACGCAAGGUUAUUGUUCCCAAAGAAUCGGUUCAGACAGCAAACUCGGAGUUUGACGAAUUGUUCCGGGAUCUUCAAGAGAUUCGAGAGGCCGUCAAGCGAGAGUUGGCCUCGUGUAGUGGAAACGGCGACCAGGUUUUUGAUGAGGAAGAAGAGGCUGUCAUUGUGGACGAAUAUCUGAGCGAGGACGAAGGGGAAGAAGGGGACUCCAAUCAGGUGGACAUUGAGGAAAAGCCGGAUUUUUCCAAGAGGAUUUUCUAUUGCUCGAGGACGCAUUCUCAGCUCACUCAGUUUGUAAAGGAAGUGCAGAAGAGUCCGUUCAAAGAGGAUAUUCGUUUGGUGUCGUUGGCUUCUCGACAAGUCACGUGUGUUAAUCCUGAGGUGAAAAAUCUUCCCACCAAUGCUCUAGUCAAUGAGAGAUGCCUAGAUUUACAGAAGAAGAAAACCACGCAACACGCUCGGAAAGAAACCAACCCCAAAAAGUCCAAGGGACCUGGCGGCUGUCCCUUCUUUAAACAAAAGAACAUCGCCCUACUCCGAGACCAAAGCCUUCUCCAAGUGAUGGAUAUUGAAGACACCCUGGCUCAAGGCAAACUCAUCAAGGCAUGUCCGUACUACUCCAGUCGAAUGGCCAUUGAAGAUGCCCAAAUUGUGGUAUUGCCUUAUAACUCGUUGCUUCACAAACCCACUCGAGAUGCCUUAGGCAUUUCCAUCAAAAAUUCCAUCGUGAUAGUGGACGAGGCUCACAAUCUCUUGGACACGAUCGCUCACAUUCACAGUAUCGAGAUUUCCGGUACCCAAUUCAAGGAGGCUCACAAGCAAUUGCAAAAUUAUAUGGAGCGAUACCGGUCAAGGUUGAAGGCUAAGAAUCUGCUUUACAUCAAGCAAUUGAUCUUCGUCUUGGCUAAUUUGAUAAAGGUAUUGGGUGGGAAAGUAAGUGGGGAUGUGAAUCAGGAAAUCAAGGCCAAUCCCAGACUGAUAGAGACGUAUGAACUUCUAAAUGAAGCCGAGAUCUACAAUAUGAACAUUUUUAAAUUAGUCAAGUACGUAGGGAAAAGCAAGAUUGGACAAAAGCUUCACGGCUUUGCCGAGAAAUUCCAAAAUGCCCCGAAAAAGUCCAACCAACCCGAAGUCAAGAAGGGUCUGCAAGCUUUUUUGAGCUCGGUCAAGAAAUGUCCAAAAGGAGUGGAAAAUACGGGCCAGACUGAAAACCUCGACAUGGCAGCCGACAAAGCGACCCCACCCAAAUCUACACGCUCCCCUUUGAACUUCAUUGCAGAAUUCCUAAGAUCCCUCGUACACAUGUCAAAUGAGGCUCGGAUUUUAGUAAACUCGCAGAAUACACUGGCUAAAAGCUCGAUCAAGUACUGUCUGUUAAAUCCUGCCAGUCAGUUCAAAGAUUUAGUGGAUCAAUGCCAUUCCGUCAUUGUGGCAGGUGGAACGAUGCAACCAAUCUCCGAGUUCCGAGAUCAACUGUUUGUCAACGCGGGAGCUUCUCUGGCGCGAAUCCAGCAUUUCUCCUGUGGACACGUGAUCUCAAGAGACAAGAUCUUGCCCCUGACGUUGGUCCAUGGUCCGUCGGGUUUGCCUUUGGACUUCCGAUAUGGACAUCGAGACCGGAGUGAAGUCUUGGACGAACUUUACCGAAUUCUUCGCAACGCCAUCAACAUCAUCCCCGGAGGCGUGGUGUGUUUCUUCCCUUCGUAUGACUACGAGAGCAAAGUGUUCGGCUAUUUUACUAAAAUGGGCUACAUCGAGAAACUGGCCGUGAAGAAGAAAGUAUUCCGCGAACCGAAACGGAGCGACUUGAUGGACAAGGUCCUGCGGGAUUAUUCCCUCCAUUGUGUCAAAGGGGCACUCUUGUUCAGCGUGGUGGGUGGCAAGAUGAGCGAAGGUAUAAACUUCAACGACCACCUAGGUCGAUGCGUGAUCAUGGUGGGUUUACCAUUUCCUAAUGCCCAUUCCCUGGAGUUGAAAGAAAAGAUGAAAUACUUGGAUCAGACCGUAGCCCCUACGGACCAAGGCCGCACGGGCGGUCAAGUUCAUUACGAGAAUUUGUGCAUGAAAGCCGUGAACCAAUCGAUUGGACGGGCUAUUCGGCAUAAAGACGAUUAUGCCAGCAUUCUACUCCUGGACCAACGCUAUCAAACGCCCCACAUUCAAGGACAAUUACCGGCCUGGAUCCAGGAGCACGUUCAACACGUGAAUCGUUUCCCUCAAUGUCUGCCCCUUUUGAGCCAGUUCUUCAAAAGUAAAAUCAAUUGAGACAAGUCUUCGACACAA
This is a messenger RNA of Tigriopus californicus, 2748 nucleotides long. Its product is annotated as ATP-dependent DNA helicase DDX11-like. The record is from RefSeq and is a predicted model, not a curated record. Gene Ontology annotation, cellular component: nucleus. The transcript has 3 exons. NCBI's taxonomy places the organism in Eukaryota, Metazoa, Arthropoda, Copepoda, Harpacticoida, Harpacticidae. Gene Ontology annotation, biological process: nucleobase-containing compound metabolic process; establishment of sister chromatid cohesion. The coding region runs from base 91 to 2730 and encodes 879 amino acids. Gene Ontology annotation, molecular function: DNA binding; ATP binding; DNA helicase activity.